Molecule: messenger RNA, 1904 nt
Organism: Punica granatum (pomegranate)
Lineage: Eukaryota; Viridiplantae; Streptophyta; Magnoliopsida; Myrtales; Lythraceae
Source: RefSeq, a predicted model, not a curated record
AAAAAAUUACCUCUUCUUUUCUAUUUUCUGUUCCAUAUUUGAUCUUCGUCUUCCCUUUCUCGGCUCCUCCGUUUUAAUUUAAUUCCAUUUUCAUUCUGAUUUUGAAACCAAUAUUCUCUCUCUCUCUCUCUCGCUCGCUCGCUGGCUGUGGGUGUCUCCGUCUGUUCUGGACAAAUGAAGCACCGGAACGGCAAGAAAAUCUCCGCCCGAUGGAUCCCAGUCUUCUGCGCCUCCUUCUUCCUCUUCGGCAUCCUCUUCUCCAACCGGAUGUGGGCCCCGGCAGAGUCCAACGGCCAGCUCCUAUCUCGAGCUCGGCAUGAGCAGGAGCUGAAAAUGGUGUCCGAGGAUUGCGACACUAAGAAGAAGCCUUCAAAAGAAGUGGAUGUCACCGACCAAGUACAUAAGACACAUGAAGCAAUCCAGCUGGCCAGAUCUCUUGAUAAGACAAUUGCAACGCUUCAGAUGGAGCUUGCUGCUGCCCGGAGUUCGCGGGAGUUGGGGAGCUCUGCUGAUGGUUCUUCUGCCAUUGAUGGUGUUGAUGGGAAGCCGAGGAAGAAGGUCUUCAUGGUCAUAGGGAUCAACACAGCAUUCAGUAGCAGGAAGAGGCGUGACUCUGUCAGAGAGACAUGGAUGCCUCAAGGGGAAAAGCUUCUUCAACUGGAGCGCGAGAAGGGGAUUAUCAUACGCUUCAUGAUUGGUCACAGUGCGACAUCGAACAGUAUUUUAGAUCGAGCAAUUGACUCAGAAGAUGCUCAGCAUAAGGACUUCCUCAGGCUAGAACACGUUGAGGGCUAUCACGAAUUAUCAGCAAAAACAAAAACCUUCUUUUCGACUGCAGUUGCUAUGUGGGAUGCUGAUUUUUAUAUCAAAGUGGAUGAUGAUGUCCACGUGAAUUUAGGUAUGCUAGGAACCACACUUGCUCGACACCGUUCAAAGCCCAGAGUCUAUGUUGGUUGUAUGAAAUCUGGACCAGUUCUUUCUCAAAAGAAUGUCAAAUACCAUGAACCAGAGUACUGGAAGUUCGGACAGGAAGGGAACAAAUACUUCAGGCAUGCGACUGGGCAAAUCUAUGCUAUCUCAAGGGAUUUAGCUACAUACAUCUCAAUAAACCAGCCAAUUUUGCACAAGUAUGCGAAUGAAGAUGUAUCGCUCGGUUCAUGGUUUAUUGGUCUUGAAGUCGAGCACAUAGACGAUCGUAAUAUGUGCUGUGGUACACCGCCAGAUUGUGAGUGGAAGGCACAGGCUGGUAAUGUCUGUAUCGCAUCAUUCGACUGGAGCUGUAGUGGCAUUUGCAAGUCCGUAGAAAAGAUUAAGGAUGUCCACGCAAGGUGUGGUGAAGGUGAUGCAGCAGUGUGGGAUGCUCUCUUCUGAUCUAUAUAAUCGGUGACACUCACAGUACAGCAAUCGUUCUCGUGGAAAUGGACAUGAUGGUUAAUAUUAUUUUGUCGGCCGCCUCUGAAGCAAGCCGUGCUACAUUAUUUAUGCAAGAAAGGCGGGAGUCUGUUGUGCUAUAGUCAUUCGAGUUUCGCCCCCACAGGCCAUAUUAUGAUUCGCUGGAGGAAGAUCGGGCGAGAUACUAGAGAGCCUGUAUCAAAGUCAUUCUUGGAGACGGACAUGAUUAUCUGGUAUGGAGUUGGUGAAACUAGCUGCGGAUUUCUCUUUCAAUCCCACUUUGGUUCUGGGAUGAUCUAGCUUUAUUUAUACAUGAAGAUCAUUCUUUUCUUUUUUUUUUUUGCUUGUGUUAGUUAUGUGUAUUUAUUUUUUUUGGCCAAAGUAGUUAGGCUUAAGUUAGGUGGUGGUUUAAUGUACUUAAACAACACGGUUACUAAUGUAACACGGACAUGGGUCAAAACUGUUGACCCAUAGUGGCAAGAUUGAUUGACUUCAUUUUCUUGCGUGAUUUA